Vairimorpha ceranae is the source of this 324-nucleotide messenger RNA. RefSeq names its product piggybac transposable element-derived protein 4-like protein. The coding region runs from base 1 to 324 and encodes 107 amino acids. The transcript has a single exon. NCBI's taxonomy places the organism in Eukaryota, Fungi, Microsporidia, Nosematidae. The record is from RefSeq and is a predicted model, not a curated record.
AUGCCUAACCGAAAAGGACUACCACAAAAAAUAAAAAAACCCAAGUUGCCGAGAAGAAAAACAAUUGGUUUUUGCAAAGGCAAUACCCCCACACUAGCUUGGUGUGAUACCAGAGUAGUAACACUGCUAAGCACUUUUUAUACAUCAGAUUCACAAACUAUCCAAAGAAGACUUGCAAAAGCAAAAAGAGGAAACAUAGGAAGUCGUACGCCAAAUAAAACAAUACGAGCGAAAGUAAAAAAACCUAUCGUUAUAGUUAAUUAUAAUGAAUACAUGGGCAGUGUUGAUGUGGCCGACCAAUAUACUUCUUCGUAUGCUUUUUAA